AACGAAACUUACUUGCUGUCCCAGUUUAUUUUCUCUUACCAAUCCGGAGUUGCAUUUUCCUUUAACCUCUGUAAUGUAACAUUGUGCAACAGCCACGCAAUACCUACUACGGGACUUAUAAGCCACUUGUGAAGUUUGUGGAGAAAACGCGGCCAACCCAAACGAAAGAACCAGCGCAUUUUAAAAGACGUUUAACUUACUUCCGGCUAACGUUAUACUCUGUAUUCCGCCACCGUUUCUGUGUUUAUUUUGUAAGUUUGACAUUAUUCAAGGUUUAAAUUAUUUUAAUUUUCGCGAAUUUCGGUUCAGCUGAGCAUUGGAAAGGGGCAACGGCUCCGACCCUUUAAUUCAUCACUAUUGAGGCAGAAUCAAUCUGAAGGUGCUCUCAGCGUGCAACUAUUCUGCCCUGAUUUUCCAUCGGGAUAUUCUGUUGGUCUUCAAGGACGUGCAAUAUUACCGAAGCUGCACAGCAAGCUGCAUCAGCCCCCUUUGUGCCCAACCCCUGCGCUAUGAGCAGAGGUAGAGGAGGGCCUUACAAAGAACAGUAUUACAGGCAUCCAUCACCCCACUUGCAGGCCCCACUAUUUCCUAGAAGUGACCUACAGCAGAUCCCACAAAUAAAUUACUACAGUAGUCCUGCCCAUCCUGUAGUACCCAUACAACCUCAAUCUCCCCUCCGUGCCUCCUGUCCCCCCCUACAAAACAAUACUACAGUUCUCCCUAAUUCUGUGGAUUUUAAUUACUCAUGUAACCAAACUCACUGUGUCAGCCCAGUCCCCAAUUCGUUCCGUUACAAACAGGCAGAGUUCCUGAGAGGACAGAGCUCUCAGGCACCACAGUUCAGAACCAGCACUCAAGGAGGAGGAGCAACACCCAGCAGGCUACCUAGUUCCUUUUACCAGCCCCAGUUAGGGUAUAGUAGACAUAAAAAUUUUAAUAGUUCUCCUAGGGGUAGAGGGGGCUAUAGCCAAGAUCAGGGUUUUGCAUACCCACCUGGUCCAGGAGCAUUUCGAGGUAGUCAAGGCUCUUGGCGCCUGAAUCAAAACCAGUUCCAUCGCAAAAGCAGCAACCAGUAUUCUGACAGAUCGUGGCGUGACCAAACAGAUACUCUGUGUGACGAUUUUCACAGUUUGUCUUUUCCUCAAGACAGACCUAACCGAGGAAGAGAACGGUUUAACAAACAUUCUUCAUCAGGCAACUCAGGACAUUUGACUAAAGAGAACAUCACUCUCACACCUGAUGUGGAAGAUCUGGUGUUUAGGGCUUUGAGGCCAGAUGACACUGUGUCUGCUAGGAUAUUAGCCAAAAAACUGUAUUUGCCCAAGAAAAUAGUCAACAAGGUUCUCUACUCUCUGGAACGGUCACGGAAAGCCUCUAAGCAAGGACUCUACCCACCUGAGUGGACUCUGUACAGAGAACAUCUUAGAGCAGAAGAAGAACCAAAUUCUAACUUCCAAAGCCCUUCUUCCCAUUUGGUUUGUACUACCAAACACCAACAGAUACCUGACACCAGCGUUAACUCAAAAACCGAAAACAGGGGAGAGAGUAAAGAAGACGGGUCUGACACAGAAUCUAUUUCUUCUUCCUGCUCCUCUUCAGAGUUCUCUGACUCUGAAGAAUCCCAGUCUUCAGAAAAAAGUCAGCAAUACAAGAAACAACAUCCAGGUGUGGCCAGAUCCUCUGAGCAGGAACUGAAUUCUGCUAUGAUGGCAGACCAGAAAGAGCAAAUUUUGCAAUAUCUCCUGGAUUCAGGGGAGGCGACUGCUCUUGUCAUAGCAAAGAAUGUGGGCCUUAAGAAUGCCAAGCAGGUCAAUCCCACUCUUACCAAUCUGGAAAAGCAAGGUGAAGUUACUAGGAAUAGUUCCAUCAGCCCUCCCAAAUGGAACCUGUCCACCCAUCGCAGAGACAGGAUGGAGAGGAGUCUAAGAGCUGCACAGAGCGCUCAAACUGUGCAGGAGCAGAUGGAGAUAGAAGCCAUUAAAAACAAAGAUGAAGGCUCCAUUUUCUUGCCAGUUCCGCUGCCACCUGUACCAGGUCUCGAGUUAAUUCCACUGCUUGAAGAUCAGAUACCAGAGCAAAGUCAAAGUACAAUGCAACCCUCCCUGACUUUAUUCAAAGACAGAGAGGCCAAUGAGGAACAGUGGGCCACUGAUGACAUCCCAGAAUUCCUCAAUGCCAUUCGCAGACAGACUGAUGCUGAUAGACUGGCAGCAGAGAAGGCCAAUGUUAUGGGAACUGUUGCAGUGUCCCUGGCUGCCCCGCCUCCCCAGAAUCUGUGGGCCAAAUUACAGGAGGUGAAACUGAAGAACCCCGUCAGUGGUCUCAUGGAGUAUGCCCAGUAUCUGGGCCAAAACUGUGAGUUCCAGCUUCUCGACCAGUCUGGACCAUCUCAUGACCCAAGAUUCCGUAUGCAGGUCAUACUCAAUGGAAGACCGUUUCCUGUUGCAGAAGCUUCUAGUAAGAAGGUUGCAAAGAAGGAUGCUGCUGCGGCCACCCUCCGUAUUCUCCUCAAAGAGAUGCAAAGAGGGACGGGCACAGUGGAAGAUGGAAAUGCUGCCAGCGUGGACCAAGUGUUGGAGUCACUUCCAGAAACCAGUGGGUCAGUUGAAAACGUAGGGGGAACAGGCGUCGUGGAAGGGAUGGUAGAAGGACCUCGUCAGCCACUGUCCCGCUCCCUGCCUGGUGGGAAAAAUCCAGUGUCUGUCCUGAUGGAGUACUGCCAGCGCAGUGGGAAUCCCAUAGAAUUCAUCAACACAGGGCAGGCAGGCCCACCACAUGACCCAAGGUUCAUGUACAGAGUGAAGGUUGGAGACAUCUUGUUUGCAGAGGCCUCGGCUCCAAGCAAGAAAGCAGCCCGACAGCUGGCAGCAGAGGAAGCUGUCAAAGAAUUAAUGGCUGAUGGAAAACUGCAUCUCAACAAGCCUCAGUUGCCCCUGGGUCCUUCCAGUGAUGGUGAAGAGGGUGCUUCUGGGACAAUAUGUCCCUCUUUGCGUCCUCUAACUGCAGAUGAGUUGCGAGCAGCCCAUGAGGCAGGUGUGGGGGAUCUCAUAAAUUACCUGAACAGUAACGCGGUGUCAGGUCUUUUGGAGUAUGCCAGAGCCCGGGGCUUUGCUGCUGAGAUCCGCCUGGUGGGGCAGUCUGGACCAGCACAUGAGCCUAAAUUCACGUACCAGGCCAAACUGGGCGGACGUUGGUUUCCUCCAGUUUGUGCCUCUAACAAGAAACAGGGGAAGCAGGAAGCAGCAGAUGCUGCUUUGCGGGUUUUGAUUGGAGAAGCUGAGAGGGCAGCACGCACAGGGGAGCUUAUCCCAACUGAGCUACCUGUGAGCGGCAGUACUUUGCAUGACCAGAUAGCAAUGUUGAGCCACCAACGUUUCAACGCCCUGACCACACGUAUCCAGCACAGCCUUCUGGGACGCAAGAUUCUGGCCACCAUUGUCAUGAGAAGGGGGGAGGGCCUGGGAGCAGUUGUCAGCCUUGGAACUGGAAAUCGUUGUGUCAAAGGAGAAGAGUUGAGCCUUAAAGGGGAGACGGUUAAUGACUGCCAUGCUGAAAUCAUCUCCAGAAGGGGAUUUGUUCGGUUUCUGUACAGUGAGCUGCUUAAGCACUACGAUGGCACAGACGACAGUAUAUUUGAGCCAGCAACGGAGAACAAACUGCAGAUCAAGUCUGACAUCACCUUUCACCUCUACAUCAGCACGGCUCCUUGUGGGGAUGGCGCCUUGUUCGAUAAGUCUUGCAGUGAAACAGGAGAUGAAGUCCAGGGCCACCAGCCUCUGUUUGAGAAUGCUAAGCAGGGCAAGCUUCGCACCAAAGUGGAGAAUGGAGAAGGGACCAUCCCAGUGGAGUCGAGUGCCAUUGUACCCACCUGGGACGGCAUCCAGCAUGGUGAAAGGCUGCGGACCAUGAGCUGCAGUGAUAAGAUUCUGCGCUGGAAUGUGCUGGGCCUGCAGGGGGCACUCCUCACCCAUUUUCUGCAUCCCAUCUACCUGAAGUCCAUCACACUUGGCUAUCUGUACAGCCACGGUCACCUGACACGUGCUGUCUGCUGUCGGUUGGCAAGAGAUGGCGAAACCUUCACACAGAGUCUCCCUCCUCCCUUCAAACUGAACCACCCUGAGGUGGGCAGGGUGAGUGUCUACGACUCCACACGACAUACAGGCAAGACCAAGGAGUCCAGUGUGAACUGGAGCCUUCCAGACCAGCACAAUGUAGAGGUGCUGGACGGGACCAAAGGAAAACUUGAUGGGAACAAACAGGCCAUGUCCCGUGUUACCAAGUCCAACCUGUUCUGUCUGUUCCGCUCUCUGUGCCAGAAGUGUGGUCGCACUGACCUCCUCUCCCUGCCCUCCUACGCUCAGGCCAAGAUUUCAGCCACAGCCUUCCAACUUGCCAAACAACAGUUCUUUCAAGCUCUGAGCGUCCACGGCUACGGAGCCUGGAUUGGCAAACCACUGGAAGAGAAGAGCUUUGAGGCAGUGGAUGGAACUGCAAACAACGGAGCAAGCAUCCCACUGGGAUGUGGAAACAGUAGAAAUGGAGGGGCAAUAGAGUACAAGCAAGCAGAGGCAUAGAUGAGUGCAGAGGGCUUCAUUGAGUACAUAAAAUAAAUAUGAGGUGAAAAAAAGCACAAGCAGGGGCAGAUCAAAGGGAAUUUGUGGCAUAAAGGAAAAGGACAAUCAAACGAUGCAAAGCCAGCGGCCAGAACUGUCUUCUGAUGGAGCAUAGUUGAAGGCUGCAGAGAGAGUGAUGGAAAGCGACAGUGAGUCAAAGGCAAACCCUGAAGUAUGAGUUGACAUACUUCAGUUGACAGGAAAGAGCUAGGGAGAGAUCCACAGGGUGUACAGAAUAUUGUAAACACUACAUUCAAAAGGAAUAAGUCUGAAGUCAGUAAAUCCCUGGCAAACACUGUUACAUGGCUUGCAAGAGUUUGUGAAAAGUUUGUUUGCAUUUUAAUGUUUAGAAUACAGUUAAUCACAGGUUCUUAUUUUAGCGUUUGUGUCUUUUAAAUGAAUGACAUACACUAAUCUGCCAUAACAUUAUGACCACCUGAUUAGGUCCUACAUACACCACCUAAAGCGCUCUGACUAGUCUGUGUGUGAACUAAGAACAUCUGAGGGUCUCUGGUACCAGGAUUUGUUAGUAACCAAUCCUCUUGAAACUGUGUUGGGUUUGGGUCUUGGUGGAUUCAACUUUCUUCUCACAGAUGCUACAAAAUCUCUUUAAAUUGGUGUCUGAGGAGGCUGGAGGUCGGGUGAGUAGAAAGUGUCAGAGUAGCAUCCAUGUAAAUGUCAGGCUGCAGGGUUUCCUAGCAGAACAUUGCACUGUAACAAGGCGAACAGCGUCAUUCUAUCAAAAAGUGGUUUUAAUGUUAUGGCUAGUUGGUGUAAGUUGCCAUCAUUUUUCCAUUACUGUAGUUUAUACAAAAUAUUUUUUGCAGAUAUUACAAAUGCAACCUAAACCAAACCUAUUUGUACUCAUUAGACUAUUGUUUAUUGCCUCAAUUUGUUGUGAGAGCUAAAUCAGAUGACAGGAGCAGCUAAUUGACAUUCAGCCUGUUUUGUUUUUCUUUUUUUCCAAGAUGUUUAGAAUUGUGAUUAAGUUCACAGUCUACUGCUGGUCAGUGCAGUCAAAUUCCACCUCAAAGCAUCAUAUUAUACAGAAGAUCAUCAACUUUCAGAAAUCUGGUUUAUAUUCACUGUCCAGUCUCUAAGGCUGUUGCUCCUGUACAUACUGAUGUCUGUUCAGCUGUAAAGUUUCAAGUGACUGUACAUUUAACAACUGUCCCCCUUCAUGUGUUGUCAUGGUUUUCCAUUAAUGGACUGCUGCAUCCCUUUGAUCAGCCCCAUUAGUCUGUGCUUAUCAACUUUUUUUUUCCCCAAAUAGAAUUACUGAUGUAAUGACCUCCAGUAAGUACAGUAUGUCUGUUAUGGUUUGUGUGGUUUCUGAGUGAAUUUUUUUCUUUUUUAUAUUACUCAUGUCAUUAUGGUUCUUAGAAGCUGGUUAUGCCAGAAAGAUAUUGAAAGUCUUGAAUGGACCUUCCUGCAUGUCUUUCCAAUGUUUGUUUUGUUGUUUUUUUUUUUUUGUUUGUUUGUUUUUUACCUCCCAAUGUAAAACUGUUGUCAGGUCUAGAUGCAUGGUGAGCUCCUGAGAAUGAUUUGGGACAGUUUUGUUUUCUUUACAAAACGUCUUUUCAAAUUGAACUGAUGAUGCAACAUAUACAUCAGCUGCACACAAAUACAUGAACAUACAGAUAUACAGUGGGAUCCAGAAGCCUGAAUCUGCUUUGAGAAAUUUAAUUUCUCAAAAUGCUGCAGGCAGAUUUUUGUACUUAAGAUUUGAAUAUUUGCACCAGUCACCAUCUAAUGUUUGUGUAGAAAGUUUUUUUUUCCUUGUUAAGGAAAAGCUAUGCAAGUUGGCAAUCCACUUUAAACAGUUUGUAGCUGUAAUGCUUGUACAGAGGUUUUGUUUAAUUAAAAGUGAUUUUAAGCUUGAAGUUGCAUCUGUCUUUGGACUUUUUUGCAACCAUCAAGCUAAUUCUUACAUCUUCAUAUUGUAGCUAAUGCAGGACCUUGGUAUGUUAGUUCACUUAAUGCAGAAAUAUUGGAACCUUGAUAAAUGCAUUGAUAGACCACUGUCUUGCAUUAACUGCAAUAUAAAUUAUGCAUGUUAAUGCAUAGUAAUUUAGCAUUACGUAUAGUUUUAUUGCAACUUACUGCAUUUUGAAAAAGUAAACUUAGAAGAAAUUUUAAGUUUAAAUGUACAGAUAUGUUUUUUUUAUUGGACUCAGACCUCUCGACCCCACUGUAUGCAGAAAUGGAUGUUUAACUCUAUAGUCUGUGUGUAUGUAUUUGUGUGGGUUUUAAUGUAUAUAUUUUGUAAAUCAUCUAAAAUGAAUCUUGAAUUUCUAUUUUACAUGAUGUUUUACUGGGCUCCAGUGGAGUUUUUUUUUUGUUUUGUUUUUUACCAGAACUGUGGGAAAAAAGUUAAAUAAAGUUAGCAGUCU
This is a messenger RNA of Melanotaenia boesemani (Boeseman's rainbowfish), 7006 nucleotides long. It is a transcript of the gene adar, whose product is annotated as adenosine deaminase RNA specific. The record is from RefSeq and is a predicted model, not a curated record. Lineage: Eukaryota; Metazoa; Chordata; Actinopteri; Atheriniformes; Melanotaeniidae. The transcript has 16 exons. Gene Ontology annotation, cellular component: nucleolus; cytoplasm. Bases 510 to 4574 code for a protein of 1354 amino acids. Gene Ontology annotation, molecular function: double-stranded RNA adenosine deaminase activity; tRNA-specific adenosine deaminase activity; double-stranded RNA binding. Gene Ontology annotation, biological process: RNA processing; adenosine to inosine editing.